AUGGCGUUUGCUCGCAGGUUAGCAAUCCUUCCCGGAGGCCUAGGUGGCCUUGGGUCCAGCAUAGGCCAGAAGCUCAGACAGCAAGGAGCUCGACUAGCCAUCUUGUACGCGCCCUUUGAGGCUGGGCGUCGAGACCAACUGCUAGAGUCUACGUACGGUCGGGUUCGCGACUCAGAUGAAAUCCGAACCUAUGAAUGUGACAUCACGUCACCGGAAUCAGUCCAGUCGGCAUUCAAAGCACUGGACAAGGAUAUGGUCAAGCCAUCAUCUGUCUCUGUUGCUGAUCGGGCCUUUCCCAGUAUCCUAAUCAAUACAGCUGGUUAUGUCAACCUCAGUGAUAUGGAAUCGACGCCACCCGAGGACAUCAUGAAGCAUCUCACCACCAAUGUCUUCGGACCAAUGCUGUGUUCGCAAGCGUUUGCUCGACUCUACUUCGCUGCUUCCAAGGCUGCAGAAUCUUCAACUAAUCCUCCGCCACCGGGAAGAAUCGUCAACAUCGCCUCACAGGCCGCGCAUGUAGCACUGCCUCGGCAUAGCGCAUACUGCGCUUCUAAAGCCGCGCUGUUAGGAUUGACACGUAGUAUGGCCUCUGAGUGGGGAGGCCGUGGUAUCACGUCGAAUUCCGUCUCCCCAACAGUAGCCUGGACCGAGCUCGGAAAGAAGGCGUGGGGACAAGACGGUGUACGAGAGGCCUUCCUGAAGACGAUCCCGACGGGAAAAUUUGCAUUACCGGAAGAGGUCGCGGAUGCUGUUCUUUUCCUCUGUCAGGAUUCCAGUGGUAUGAUUAAUGGUGCCGACAUCAGGGUGGACGGUGGUUUUACCAUUCAAUGA
Molecule: messenger RNA, 831 nt
Organism: Aspergillus pseudonomiae
Lineage: Eukaryota; Fungi; Ascomycota; Eurotiomycetes; Eurotiales; Aspergillaceae
Product: putative short-chain dehydrogenase/reductase
Exons: 3
Coding region: 1-831 (276 amino acids)
Molecular function (GO): oxidoreductase activity, acting on the CH-OH group of donors, NAD or NADP as acceptor
Source: RefSeq, a predicted model, not a curated record